Messenger RNA from Drosophila arizonae, 1396 nucleotides. RefSeq names its product Flavin-containing monooxygenase 2 (gene Fmo-2). The record is from RefSeq and is a predicted model, not a curated record. Gene Ontology annotation, molecular function: flavin adenine dinucleotide binding; N,N-dimethylaniline monooxygenase activity; NADP binding. NCBI's taxonomy places the organism in Eukaryota, Metazoa, Arthropoda, Insecta, Diptera, Drosophilidae.
UUGACGGAGGCUCCCGGAAUACGAAAUACGUACAACGAUUUGCAGAGAACGGCGGAGAAGUUAAAUAAUACAACUCGUAAAGAUGAACAAGACGCCAAUGCACGAGCUGCGUCGCGUGUGCGUGAUUGGAGCUGGCACCGCAGGCUUGAGCGCCUUGAAGAACUCACUGCAAGCGGGUCUGGAGGCUGUCGCGUACGAGCGAGGCGCAGAAAUCGGAGGCACCUGGAUAUUCUCUGAGGAGCUGCCCAAGGACGAACACGAAGAGGUGCACAGCAGCAUGUACGAGGGCUUGCGCACAAAUCUGCCCAAGGAAGUCAUGGGCUAUCCGGACUACCCGUAUCCCACAGACAUUGAGGACUCGUUCAUCACAUCACGGCAGGUCCUGGAAUUCCUGCACUCCUAUGCCGAUCACUUCAACCUGCGACCGCACAUCAAGCUGCAGCACGAGGUGAUCAGGGUGCGUCCAAGAUUAAACGAUUGGGAGGUCUAUGUCUGGGAUCACAACAACAACACUUGCGAUCCGGUUUACUACGAUUUCAUUUACGUCUGCAAUGGCCACUACACGGAACCGGACAUGCCCUCUAUCGACGGCAUGGAUCUGUUUGAGGGUCAGCAGAUCCACAGUCAUGUCUAUCGCAAGGCGGAGAAAUUUAAAGAUCAGACCGUGCUGAUUAUUGGUGCCGGUCCCAGUGGCAUGGACAUUACAAAUCACAUUCGGAAGAAGGCCAGGCAUGUGUACCUGAGUCAUCAUCUUCCGACCACGCCCAAUACCGCCUUCAUGGGCAAUGUAACGCAAAAGCCAGACGUGGAGCGGUUCACGAAAAUGGGGGCCGUUUUUAAGGAUGGCAGCGAGGAGAGCUUUGAUCACGUGGUCUACUGCACCGGGUAUAAGUAUAGUUUUCCCUGCCUCAGCACCGAUGUGGGCAUUCAGGUGAUCGAUAACUUUGUGCAGCCACUGUGGAAGCACUGCAUCAACAUCAACAACCCCACUAUGUCCUUCAUUGGGCUGCCCUUCAAUGUGAUACCCACGCACAUAUUCGAUAUGCAGGUGCGCUUCACGCUUAAGUUCUACACAGGAGAGCGCCAGCUGCCCACGAAGGAGCAGAUGAUCGCCGACCUGGAGAAGGAGCAGGGCGAGCGCUGGGAGUGCGGCUUUGUCAAUCGUAAAAAGGCCCAUCAAAUGGGCGAACGGCAGUUCGAUUACUAUAAUGAAUUGGCCAAUAUGACGGGCAUUGAGAAUAUAAAACCCGUUAUUUUAAAGCUAAUGAAGGAUUGUGGCAAGAAAUAUAUAUUUGAGCUGGACACGUACCGCAACAAUCGGUAUACGGUUAUAGACGAUGAGCACUUUACCAAGCGCGCUCUAUGAUGAACUUGUAUUGUAUGUUGUAUGUUUGUA